UCGAUCGGCUUGGUGUGCGAGAGCGAGGCCCGAAGAGGAGGAGGAAGAAGAAGAGAAGAGUGCGGUUUGGUUAUGUGUACGACGGUGCCCUUUGGGUGAACUUCGUGGGUGGAUUUUUUAGGCUGUACGUAGGAAAUUAAGUUACCGUCGCGAUGGGGAGACAGACGAACGGCCGGGGCGGCAUCCGGGGCCGAGGGGCGUCGGGCAGAGGCCGUGGAAUGAUGGGAGGAGGCCCUGGCUCUCGAGGCGGCAUUCAGAAACCUCCUCCUCUGAUGUCGCGUCCGAUGCCUCCUCCGCCGGGCAUGCGUCGCCCUCCUCCGCCGCCGCUAGGUCAUCCUCGAGGCCCCAUGGGACCUCCUCCGCCUCGUAUGAUGCCUCCACAGAUGGCUCCGGGCCGUCGACCUCCUCCUCCCCCUCCCCCUCCGAUGGGCCCGCCAGGGCGAAUGGGAGGGCGUCCGAUGCCUCCUCCUCCGGGUAGACUCGGUCCUCCGGGUCCCCCCGGCGGCCCUAUGGGCAUGGGACGGGGGAUGGGUCCCAUGCCUCCCAGAGGAGGGUUAGGACCCAGAGGCAGGGGUGGGUUGAUGCCCCCGCCGCCCAUGGGUCCACCUUUUCGACCUGGGCCUCCUGGUCCUAUGAUGGGGCCUCCCAUGAGGGGCAGAGGCCGUGGGCGGGGUAUGCCGAGAGGUCGGGGCGCCGUAAGGGGACGUGGUGGAGGCAUUUCAACCAUAAAGCAAAAAGACAAGCAGGGAGAAAUGAACAAACCGUGGGUAACAGAAGCGAUGAAGAAUGAAAUUAUGAAGAAGCACAAGUUACACCAAAAGGCAAAGAAAACCAAAAAUAAGGAUGAUUGGGAUGCGUUUAAAGAACAAAGAAAUAAAGUAACGACGAUGCUUCGUGAAGCCAAACUAGAGUAUAUUGGAGCACAUCCGGAGGAGGACGUGGAUAAAAUAUUAGCGGAAGCAGCCAUGCAAGGAAACAAUAAAGAGGAAAAUAGUGAAGCUAAUGAGGACAGUUCGGACGCCCCCGAGGGGGACGGGGCAAAUCCCCAAUCCAUGGACCAGACAGAGGAGAACGGGGUGGCUAUAAAAGAGGAGAUUAGCACCGAUGAUCCUAUGACUCCCCAAGCCCCUUAAAUAGUUUGGGGGACUAGAAUUGGAAGUGAAAUGGGGUCCACCCCAUGGAAGUUUCAACUGAGGGUCCAUAGGCAUAUUGCCAUGACCACUGCCACCCACCCACCUGUGCCACCCACUUCUUAUUGCUCUACUUUAGAUGAAUGAAAUACUUGACAAUGAUGAUGAUCAGAUUGUAUUUGAAUCUAGUGUAAUCAUUCUACGUACUUUUAGAGUUAGAUGGAGAGUACAGUACAGUACAGUAUUUGUUCUUUUAAGCUUCUAUAAAGUCCAAAUCAAUUUAUUUUAUACUUAUGACAGUGUUCAUAAAGCUUUUGUAAAUUUUCCAGAUAAUAAGUCAUUCUUUUUAAGGUUACAAUGAGAUCUUGUAUCAAUAUCUCUUUGUUCUUAGUUUAAUACAUAUAUAUAUAUAUACAUAUAUAUAUUGUGCAAUCGAGGCAGUUCACUCAUUUUUAAUUAUAUGUUCUCACAUAGUUUAAGGAAAUAAAUUUAUAGUAAAUGAAAUGGGUGUUUAGAUUUUAAAUAGCAUGCUUAAAGCUAUCAUUUGCCUGAUUUAUGGCGCUCAACUUUUUUACCUAUCAUGAAGGUUGCAUGAUCUCAAAUUUUAUAUGGAGGAAGAUGAGAACAUAAGUAAAUUUUAACUUCUAGCAUUAUGAAAAAUCAUAGACACACACACACUGUCCUGUUCAUGCAACCUUAGUGGCAAUCAGCGAGUUCACAUUACCAGGGAAGAGAGUUUUGUGUCUCAAUGUCUAAAUUCCAGACACAAGUUUCCCUUCCAAUUCAUCCCAAAUUCAUAUAUAACAGAACUUGUCUUAUCCCCAAACCUUAAUGCUUGGUGUCUCCCAUCUCCCCUUGGCCAUGGGUUCAUAGGUUUUUUUAUUGUGUGGGCGCAACACGGGGCUGUGUCCGUUUGUGGUCAGUCCGGUUUCCUCCAGCCUGGGAAUAUUUUGGGAAUUUUUUAUUAUUUGUCGUCUGAAGGGAAUCUCAUUGAAAUGAUAUGGCAUAAUUUUUUGUUUCGACUUAUCACCUUUUAAUUUCCAUCAUUCAUUUUUGUUUUAGUUUAUUAUCAAUAUACUUAGUAAGCACUGAUUCACAUCACCAUGUCACCUAUGUGUUCAUUGUCAGUUUUUAGUCAUUUCUUUUCAAAUUUAAAAGUCACAUCUCACAAGUCAAUUUUUAAAUGCGCAGUGUACAAUGCUGCUGCUUUCCACAACGGUGACAUGGCUUGAUUACCAAUUCUUAUAAUAAUAAAUUAGAGGCAUAGCAAAAACAUGCCUCAAAAAUAUCGAAGAAUGUUUGCUGCCGGAAUCAGCAUCGGUCUGUGGCUCAGCAGUGAUCCUCAAGUGGUCGAGUGUAUGCCUUCCAUGCAUGACCAGGAUACCUUGUCUGCGAGUACUGCUUCAAGUUUAGCUGUUUGAGCCGUAACGGUGUAAACAUUCUGAAGUUUGGCUGUGGUAGCGUCGCUUCUAAUCCAUGAAGUCCAAAUGAAUCGAGGAUUGAUAGGACAGAAGCAGGAUUGAUCCAUUUAUAACCUUAAUGAAAAGGUCAGUUCCCACUGUGAUCCUGCUGCUGACUGGGGGAUACCAAGGUUACACCUGAAAUCUUCAUGAUUGAAAAGAAUUGGAGGAGCAAUUCGCAUCAGUAUAACUGGGAUUUAUUCAAACAAAACAUUGAAAAUCAAUUUCAUUCCAAUAGAUUUCUUAGAGAAAAAUUAUGCUUUUGCAUUCAGAGGCAAUUGCUGAUAACCCUUGCCUCCAGUAUCCUGAACGUUAAUAAAUGCUGAAAUUCACCGAAUGGUGAUAAGGUAGACGGUUAAACAUUCAGUCCAUCCUUUUAAUGCAAGGAUUAUAACCUGUUUGCGCAUAACCUUAAGAGAAUUGGCAAUAAUAUCAUUAUCAUGUGAGGAACAUGAAAUUCUAGAUUACAGAAGUGAGGAGACCUUUAAAAUUCUUGCAUAGUUCAUGCUGACGAUCCAUGAAUCAAUAUGAGUUUGAUUUAUAGAUCUGAGGAGUGAGUAGUAUAUUUUGUGUUCCAUUUUAUUGGGUUUAUUAGGUUUUUGUGCAGUCCCCAUGAUUUUUGGUAUUUUAUUUUUUUCAUUAGCUUUUCCAUAAAAUUAGUUUACAUGAAGUAAAAUUUUGUAUAUUUCUUUUCUACUUGUAUAAAAUAUAUUAAUGAAAAAUGAAGUUGGUUAUACGACUUGCAAAAGCAAAGCAGAUUUAUAGAACAGAAUUUUAAGGUGCCAAAUUGACAAACGUACUGUGAAUAAAUGACAACCAGAAUUUAGUGCUAGCAAAUAGUUUCGUGCCAUUAUACAACUACCUUCACCAACCCGUACAAUCACAACAGCUGUGUGGUUAUACGUAAAAGAUGGGGGGAGGGGAGAAUAGAGAACUAAGCAUGCAUAAGGAGAGUUAUGCAUACACCAGUACCAAAAUGAGAAAUCUCUGGAAGUGUUCAACUUUGUGUAUGCAAACCAUGCAUCAAGACUCCAGAUAACUUUUGAGUUUGUCUGCAAACCUAACGAGCAUCUCAAAAACUAUCUGUUGUGUCGAGAAUCUCAUUGAAAUGAACUUUCAGUUUUAUCAAGCUUUAUUAUUGUUAGUUUCAUCAGUUGUAACUUUCAUUACUGAUGCGAGGGUAGAUAAGUUUAUGGACUGAUACUCUGUUUUUGUAAUUAUGAGGUUUCAUAAUAUACGUACAUUUUGUA
Molecule: messenger RNA, 3840 nt
Organism: Macrobrachium nipponense
Lineage: Eukaryota; Metazoa; Arthropoda; Malacostraca; Decapoda; Palaemonidae
Product: acidic proline-rich protein PRP25-like
Exons: 5
Coding region: 153-1133 (326 amino acids)
Source: RefSeq, a predicted model, not a curated record